Messenger RNA from Porites lobata, 18706 nucleotides. NCBI's taxonomy places the organism in Eukaryota, Metazoa, Cnidaria, Anthozoa, Scleractinia, Poritidae. The record is from the annotation of a GenBank genome assembly.
AUGCUCUCUGCCUUUCGUUUUGCACAGGUAACAACAGCAAGAUUGGCAAGAAACAUUUACACAACACGCAACGCAAUGGGUUCCCUGAAAGUCGCCGUGAUCGGACAGUCGCAGUUUGGCUUGGAAGUUUACAAAAGCCUUCGCGCAAAAGGUCACGAAAUCGUCGGCGUUUUCACCGUCCCUGACAUAAAAGGCAAGCCUGAUAUUUUAGCAGCGGGAGCAGAGGCAGACGGAGUCAAAGUCUUCAAAUUUAAACGAUGGCGUUCCCAAGGAGAACCUAUCGAGGAAGUGGUCGACGAAUACAAAGCGUGCGGAGCCGAACUUAACGUUCUACCAUUUUGCUCGCAGUUCAUACCAAUGAAUGUGAUCGACUUUCCCAAACAUGGGUCUAUUAUUUACCAUCCUUCUCUGCUUCCAAGACACAGAGGUGCCUCUGCGAUAAAUUGGUGAGUUUUUCUUACGUUCAUGGUCACGCAAAGUACAAGGAAAACCACAAGUUUUUAAUUCUGUGGGAUGCCAAUUUCAUUACCCUAAGCUUAAGUUAUUUAUAAUCAAAACGUGUUGAUUUGUUGUUAAGAAGUUCAAUAGCUCUUUUCUUUAACACAGCUGAAUGCUCUAGGGAAUUAUAAAGGUCAAAAAGUAAAAACAACUCUAUUGAAUAGCGUGUUGAUUUCGAUCAUUGAUAGUUGGACUGAACACGUUGUCGUUUUAACAGACCGUUGAAUAAGAUAAACAGAUAAUUUUGAGGCUUGCAAGAGAUAAUUUCAAACCAGUCAAACAGGGAUAAUGUACCCAAUAAAAAGGGGCUUUUGAAAUGAAGCUGGACCGGCCGGCAUGUCGGCUGCGAAGACCUUGAAAUUUCCCAUAUCACUUUCCCUUUUCGUUUUACCAUAGAGAGAUGUUAACUUCUCCGACUGUAUACAUAUUUGUUUAGCUUGAUUUUUCUUUACAGAAUGUUUUUCAGUUAUUAAAAUCUAUUUUUCUUCGUUUGUCUCAUUGAGCUGCUUAUUUUUAAAAUGGUUGAAAUGACCUAUAGAAUGUGACCUUUUACAUGGCAGCCGCCAUUUUGUUUUGGUGCCGUUGUUGAUGUUUAUAUUUAGUUUUACUAGACAAAAGAGUUGAGAUAAAUGUACAGUAUUUUGGUCUGUCGGUAUUAAUUUAUACAUUAUAUAAAAUGUGGAUCAUCAAGGGAAAGACAUUCCAAAACUCAACACUGGUAACUAUAUUUACAAUAACUAUUCUUGUAAUUUUUUCGGGACAACAGUUUUUUCGUUGUUUUUAGGUCUUGAUAAUGCAAAACAAAUUAUGGGAUGCGACGUAAACGAGAAAAUAAUCUAACUAGAAAGCCAAUUUUAAGGUGAUUGAUGUACUUAAGACUGAGAUUUUACAGUUGGAAUGUCUGCAAAAUUUUAAGCGGGGGGGGGGGGGUGUUUACUCCGGAUUUCAAGUGAGAGGGAUGAUCGAAUGGGGGCAAAAAUCAGAACCCCCAAAAAAUCCCUAGGGCCUGCAACAAAACCAAAAAAAUCCCAUGCCGAAUUUCCGAGCCAUAAAAAUUUCCAGAAAGCAUUAAAUGAUGUAAUAAUAAAAAUAGAAACAUAAGUUUCAAAUAUCCAAAAAAGAUCCCUGCUUGAAUCAAGCUACCCCAAAAAAUAAGUUUGCCAAAAUUUUCCCCCCCAAAAAAAUCCUGAAAUCAGAGAUUUCAAACCCCCCAAAAAUCUUUGAUCAUCCCUGUCACUUGAAUUGCGGAGUACUACCCCCCCUGGGGCAGACACCCCUUUAAUACGGACACCUUCUAUGGCCCCCUCAGUGUCCGUUUGAACAGGGUUUGACUGUACCAUGAGCAAAAAUCCAGCUAGUGAAUAGUGCAGGACUUGAAUUCAGGGCCUCCAAAUUGCAAGUCUAAUUCUUUAACUACUUGGGGAUGCUGCCUCAUGUAAACCAUGAAUAUAAUGUGGAUUUUUUUUUUUUUCAGGACAUUAAUGGAGGGCGACAAGCAGGGCGGUUUCAGUGUGUUCUGGGCUGAUGACGGCUUAGACACAGGUCCUAUCCUGCUUCAAAAAAGUGUAGAUGUUGACGCUAAUGACACUGUGGAUACUCUAUAUAAUCGCUUUUUGUACCCUGAAGGGAUCAAAGGCAUGGUAUGUGACUGUUAAUUUACUAUCAGAAUUAUUUUACGAUCUAGUUUUGGUAGUAACAUAGGCCAUGCUGUGUCAGGAUCAACAGUAAGAUCUAUACAUCUUAGUAGUCAUAAUCCUUUGUUUAACCCUUUAAGUCCCAAUAGUGGCCAACAUCAAUUUUCUCCUAACAAUAUCCAUACAUUAUUAUGAGAUGAGGUUAUGAGAAUUAAUAAAAUGAUCACAAAGAGAAAAAUCUCUGAUCUGUUAUCAGUUUCUCCCAACUAAUUCUGUAAGGAAAUGUACAGAGAUCAGUUGGGAGAAUUUGUUUGUGGAUAUCGGGACUUAAAGGGUUAAUAACCAAGUGUGUUUGUUGUGGAAUGCCAGGACCACAUACUACUGCUGUGGCCAAGAUUUCAUGUUGCUGGGCAGUGUGUGAAGAAAGUCAUUUUUACAGUUUGCCAUUCGGGCAAGCUGAAGCUAACAUUUACUUGUCCAAACAUCAUUUCAACUAGCCCCAAAAACUUUUUGAUGAGCAGAUUGACUUCACAGUUCUUCUGUGAUUUGAAUUCCUCAAAAACUUCACUUGCCCAUCAGCGAGCAAGUUAGUAACCAAAUUCACUAGCCCAAUAGCAAACUCCACUAGCCCCGAGCUAACGAACAGUACUUUCUUUACACACUGCUGGGUAUAUGCAGUUAGUUGCUGGUGAGUUGAACAGAUAAGAAUUUUGGGUCAUUAUACACUGUACGUUUCUGGGAAACUGCCACCUACCCCUCCCCUAAGCCAACAUUUUGCCGUAAGUGAAAAGUAAGUGUUAAUGUUGGCUUAGGGGAGGGGUAGGUGGGCAGUUUCCCAGGUUCUAUUUUUCUUUUGUUUCCCACAAAGUAGUUGGGGGUUAUGCUCAUAACAGUGGGGGAAAUCCCUUUCCAUGACCCUUAGGUGACUGCCCUGAUACAAACUAUAGGUAUUUUUUCUAGUUCCUGAGGACUGCUGAAAAAUAUUGAUGUUUAGUGAUGUUGUCUUCUUAACUCAGGUUGAAGCUGUUGACCUGAUUAGUGAUGGAAAAGCUCCCAAAAUACCCCAGCCUGAGGAAGGAGCGACAUAUGAUAAAAUCUGGAAAAAGAAAGAAGUGGCAAAGGUUGGUACUUUGAUUUGAACUUUAACUGAGAUCUGUCCUGACCAUUUCUUUUAACACCCUCUAUCUCUUAGAUCACCUUAAGUGGCCAUCAUUAAAGUUUUCGGUAAAUGCUGCAAUCUCGAACAAAAGAAAGUGGAACAGCAAACCCUCAUCCCCCCGCCGAAUCAAGGAUGAAGCCGCACAAAGGGUAAAAACGCGCCAUUUUCCCAUACUUUAUUUGGGUGGGUGGGAGGGGGGGGGGGGUCUAGGUUUUCCAUUUAUUUUGUCCAAGCUUGUGGUUACGUGGGGUGUUCUGCAGGGCCUAUAGAGCCUUUUCCUUGUUCUGUUAGGGGCCCUAGAAUGAAAAACAUAGCCAUUGCAGUAAUUUUUUUCUUCUCCUACAGAUAAAUUUUGCUCAACCAGCUGAGUCACUGCACAACUUUAUUCGAGGAAAUGAUAAGGUGAGAGCAGUAAACAAGUUUAAAAAAAAUUGGACAUAUUUGCUACAUUUUUUCAUUGAUACAUGUAGUUACCUUGAUAAGGUAUGAGUGGUGCUAAGAAUUACCUGUAAAUUAUUUAAUUAAGGGCAAACUAACUGUUUGUCUUUUGUACAUCUUACAGCUGCCAGGAGCUUGGGGCAUGAUUGAUGGUCAGGUAAGUCAGGAUUAAUAAUUCAACAGUGACCACCAUCAAUUUUCUUCUAACAAUAUAGAGAAAUGGCGAUGAGAAUUCAUUAAGAUGAUCACAAGUUAGGGAAAGUGCUUUGAUCUUGUAUCAAAUUCUCUCCACUAAUUCUGUUGUGGUUACAAUCAUGGAGAUUAGUUUUAUUAAUUUUGUUCUGGAUUUUGGGGCUUAAGGGUUCAACUCUUUGGAUUAGUUAAACUUGUUUUUCAGCACCUCUGUGUACCAUUAAAAGAUUCUGAUAGAUGGUGAUCUUCAAACUUAUUUUCCUGGAACCUUGCUAUAGACACCCCUCUUUGAAAAAAUUAAAACAUGCAUAGUUUGUAUUAGCAAAGUACAAGUUACUUAAUCCUGUGAUACCAAAAUAUGAACAUAAGUGAGGUUUCAGACUCUAGGAUAAAAUGUUUUUUAGAAGGCACAAGCUUUUGAUUUUUUCAUGUAAUCUUUAUCAAGUGUAGGAGUUUGAUGUUUUUUAUACUGUGAAUCAGGUGACAAAACAUCUUUGUGCAUCAGAAAGAGCUUCUGACCAGCAUCUUGAUUCAAUGUCUGGAGGCGUUUAAUAGAUUUUAAUAGCCCUGACUCUGCACUAUGUGAUUUUUAUUUACAUGUGCAAUAAACUUAUCAGAAUUAAAAAGAUUUAUUUUAAUGCUAUGUAUGAAAGUAAUUUUGUUCUUUCUGCUUGUAACAGCAAGUAACUUUCUAUGGUUCCUCACUGACACCCGGUGACUCACCGCCUGAAGGUACCCCUGUGACAAUUGAAGGCUUAGACACCUCUGCUAUAGUUCACAAGGGUGGCAUGACACUGACAGGAACCGAUGGAAAAAUGGUAGGUUAUUGUCUGCUCCAAUUUUUGUGGUCACUCUAUAUCUGCAGUGUGCAAAGAAAGUCAUGUCCGAUAGCCCGGGGCUAGUGGAUUUCACAAUCGGGCUAGGGAAUCCUGUUCUUAACUUGAAGGGCAAUGAAGUUUUUUGGGGAAAUUCAAAUUACCGAGGAAGUGUAAUCAGUGCUGCUCACCAAAAAUUUUUUUGGGCUACUUAAAAGGCUCUUGGGCUAGUACAUACAAGCAACAACUUGCCCGAAUGGCAAGCCGUAAAACCGACUUUCUAAUUUGCACCCUGAUCAAUGCAUUGUAGCUGGUUGCAUCUACAUUUGAUACAAUAAUUGAAGGACUCUGUACAUGAACGUCACCAUAAUCUAAUAAUUUUUUGAAAUGGGCUGUAGUCAGUUACAAAAAUACAUGUAUUCAGUUUGGUUUGUUUUGGGCUCCAUGCAAAGUUGUCUUAAAAGGAAAUGAGUGGGUGACUGCAUGGAGCCUUUCAAGAAUAUCAUUUUCUUGAGUUCUGGAAACUUUUGAUUCCAAAAUUCUUGAACCUUUCUUAAAUGUAGAAAAAAAUUUCCUCCACAUUGCAGUCCAAAUGGGCCUGCUGAUAGAUAGUGUACAAAAUUAUGGAAUCGCUAAAAGUUUGAACUUACCUGAAAAAAAAGUAGAGCUGUGUUGUUUUCUGUUGACUCGCCAAGUUUAUAGCCAAAAGGGCAUGUUGUGUCGUUCUUUGCAUGAAUGUGACAAAAACAGCGAGGUAAGAGGUCGUCUUCCUGUAUAAUUAUUUUGCAAACAUUUCCUUUUAAAUUCUCCGAUUUUUGAGAUGUGUUCUAAACGGCUUCUUUAAACAAUCCAUCGAGCACAAAACUCCUGCUACAGGGCCGUAUUGAAAGUCUUUUCUUGCCUUAAAAAAUGGCUGUUCUCAAAAAAAAGAAUGGCAACUACUAACUUUGGAGUGUUCCUCUUAUCAAGUUGACUGCAUAUUAUAAUAAAAUUGGCUGAGAAUGGCAACUACUAACUUUGGAGUGUUCCUCUUAUCAAGUUGACUGCAUAUUAUAAUAAAAUUCUGAGAAGCACAUUGAAAAACUUUCAUUUAUAAAAUUCGUUUUUGCCAGUUGACUGUGAAGACUUUACAGCUUGAGGAUGGACGUAUGAUCCAAGCUGCCAAGUAUGGCCAAGACGAAGAGGCUGCGGAGGCUAUUGAACUUACUGAAGAGGAGAAGGUUAUGGAGGCAAAACUCAGGGUAAUGUGAAAGUUUUAUUUUGUGUAAGGGGUUGAUCGAGUAUAUAAUUAUAAUGUUAUUGAUCAACAAGAAAUGUUUCAAAGUAUUUAAAAUAAUUAUUAAAAGUAAAUGCCUUGUAAAUCUGCUCUGCAUUAAUUUUGCCCUGCAAUAAUAAGGUGCACUCUCAGAAGUGAAUAACUCUAUUAUAUGAGGCCAAGGCAAGGACAGUAUGUAAUUAUGUUCUACUUCUUAUGACCUGGUAAUGUACAGUUGUAUGGUCAAGCCUUUAAUCUACAUUAUAUUUCAGCCAUGUCAUCCUUCUUUAGGAGUAUGACACAACUAAAGGAUUCUUUAUUAGGUUCUAAUAAUGCACUCAUGUCUCAUAGUUUACGAGAAAAUAAUGUGUAACAGUCAGGAAGGUUAGAAAUCGUUAGGUCUUCAAGGGUGUGCACAUGUUUGGCCCCCUUUGACAAUAAAUUCCUCUUUUGACCCCAGACAUUUCCCAUCAAUCAGUUUUGUUUAUAAUCAGUGAUUGGCACAUUGCUAACUUUUGUACAUCUUGGAUUUUUCAGCAUAAAUUUAGUGUUCCUUAACCUCUUUCCUAGCAAAAGGUUCAGGUUAUCAUCAACCAAUUUGUUUUCUUAUGGCAGGAAAUUUGGGCUGGAAUUUUAGCAAACCCUGAUGUGCUUGAAGAUACUGACUUCUUUAAAGCUGGUGCUGGGUCCAUGGAUGUUACCAGGUACAUGUGCUGCCCACUGUACUGUUCUCUCUUUAAUAUACACUGGUUUCAGUUUGCGCUGGCCUGGGGUUUCUCUGGGCCAAGGCUUCUUCAUGCUUCUUCUCGUAUGCUGAUGUCCGAGCUUACUGUUAAGGUGUUAAAUAUAAUGUGAAGAGGGUAUGUCUCUGUUGUCCUCUAAUGCACGACAGUACAUUACAUUCAUCCCACACAGCUGUGACAGGAAAUGGAAAAAAGGAAAACACUUGCACGUUACUAUACAACCAAUUUCUUCUUCUACUAUCUUCACCUACCUCUUUUCCCUGCACAUUAAUUAAGCCUUUAAUUAGUCCAAGAUAAUGCCCUAAAUCACAGUUCAUGAAAACUUUAAGAUGUGAGAAAGCACUGUUACUUAGGUGUUAUUUGAAUUGUUACACUUUAGGAUGCAUUCUAUUAUCUUAGGACUGAUAAUGUCAGGGACUUUAUCCCAGUCAGUGAAAACCUUGCCUUUUGUGUUUGGAAUGAAAUUGGUUUUUAGAAAUUGUUUCUAAUGAAACUACAUCUUAUGAAUGUCCCUUUUUGUUAUAAAUGGAAUUAGUGUCAUACUUUCUGAUAACAGUGUGAUGUUUAUUUGUAGGCUUGUUGAAGAAGUCAAGGAUGCAUGCUCAGUCACUCUGGAGGCUGACGACAUUUACAUGAAUACAAGGUACUGUUUUCAUUGGCGUUUUCUACACAAAUUGUUAUUUUUCUUUUUCUUCCUAGAUACUGGGAUCAGCGUACCCCAAAAUGCAUGCCCUGGUGAAAAUGCUCCUGUCUUUGUAAUUUUUUGUCAUGAAAACAUGACAUUGAAAAAUCUCAGUUCAAUGUUUUGUUUUUGAUUCCAGGUAUGGAGACUUUGUUCGCUUGGCUGUCUUGCAUUCUCGUGGUGGGGGCCAUCAAGAGUUUACUUGUAACGCUGUAAGUACAUUAAAAACCAAAGUUUAAAACUAUGCAAGUACUGACUCUCAAGUGAAGUUUGCAUGUGGACAAUGUUACUCACUGCCCAGCUGAGACUCCCAUAUCAAACAAUAAAUUAAAAGGAAUGGCUGUGAAAGACUUUGUUUAAAAAAAAUAAAAACAUUCCACAAAUGUUCGUAUAUACAGCAUCUUGUUUGAUGAGUGUGCCUUAAAUUUGUUUUUGUUACUCAACUAGCAGGGUGCCAGUUCUAAACUGAGGGAUAUUUGGGUUUGCAGGAUUGUUGUGUUGGACAAUUUUUCAGUAAAUUAUUUGCCGUAACUUAUCACAAUUCAAAAUUAUUUUGAAACAUUGUUGUGGUAUUUUUGCCAAUAUUACUCACUGUUUGGCAUUCCCUGCUCCAUGAAAAUGCAUUCUUGUGUUUCUAUAUGCUUGAAGAUUACGGUGCCAUUUCUUUUUUGUAAUUUGUUUUGUGUUUUUUACAGCUUACAUGUUCUGUGAUGUAACAAAAAUCUUUAUUUUACUUUCAGUUUGACAUGGAAGUGAAUAACAUGACAGUUCACAUGCCGCAUCAGCUGUUCAUUAAUGGUGAAUUUGUGGAUUCCUCUACUGGCCGCACAUUUGAUGCCAUUAACCCAAAUGAUGGCUCAGUAAGUACUUGCAUAAAUUCAUUUUGAUAAACAGUGUCUAAUAAUUAUUGGAGUAUUGUUUUGUUUUUUUGAUUUUCUGUAGACUUACUUAAAUAUUUGUGCCAACGUUGCCAGUUAAAGAUUUGAGUGAAAUGAAGACCUUUACCACCUUUUAGUUAAUGUCGCCUUCUCUCUUUGUUUGACAAGCAAAUGCAAGGCAAUUCAUUUUAGAUGGAUUUUUUUUUCUAGGUUAUUACAAAAGUUUCCUUUGCCUCUACUGAGGAUGUAGACAAAGCUGUUGCUGCCGCCAAGGUUGGAUAUUCUAAUUACAUUGUAAUUUUUAGAUAUUAACUAUUAUUUUUUGAAUUUUUGUGCAAUGUGGUCAUAUUUGGUACAUGUCACUGAUUACGUGAGAUCCUAGCAAAUACCUACAGACUAUCAUUUUUUCACAUCAGCAGACAGUAAUACAGUGAUUUUACCUCUUUAAGUUUGACACCAAAUGGAACAAAGUUAAUGGUCUGCAUUACAGAGCUGUCCACAUAAUAGAGAUAGGGUUUGUAAUGUUUGAGGUGUAUUAUCUGUGGGACCAAAAGAGCUCUCCAUUAAACAAAGGUGUCUUUGCAUUAUAGAGUCUAUGUGAAGAGUUUGACUUUGUUGUGUUUGUUGUAUCUUUGUAGGAAGCCUUCUAUAAUGGACCUUGGGGAACAAUGAAUGCUAGAGAUCGUGGUCACCUUAUGUACAAGUGAGCUAUACUCUUAUAGUGGAAUAGUAGUAUUUAACCCACAGGGCUGGAGCUGUAGCUUACUGUCUGAGCUCUUGUCUGGAACGGACUCUUCUGCUUGUGCUCUUCAUUCUCGCAUUUGUGUAUUUAUUUCCUGAAAACAUGAUCCGCCUAGAUUGUGUGCAUAUAUGUUUAUUUCAUAAAUACAUGCUUAUUGAUCUUAUUGUUACUGUUUUUGACUGUCUUUAUCCACGUUUCUUACAAAGACUGGCUGAACUGAUGGAAGAACACAAGGAGGAACUGGCAACAAUAGAAUCACUGGAUUCCGGUGCAGUUUAUACAUUGGCCCUUAAGACUCACAUUGGCAUGUCUAUUGACACAAUGAGAUACUUUGCAGGAUGGGCUGACAAGAUUCAGGUAAAAUUAAAAGAAAACAGUCUGUGUACUUUUUUAUUAAAUCAACAGCGCUUUAAAUCAAGAGAAUACACAUACACUGUAUGUCCAGUGGCAUCUGAAUCUAUGAAAUUCAGGGUCCUAGGUAAAUUUUUUUUAAAUUUGUUUGAUCACCCAAGACUUUUGAUUUGUGAUCAUCCCAAAUGUGUCAAAAAAUUAAGUCCAGCUAAUUUUAGCCUGCUAGCCUUCAUGCUAAAAAAAAACCGGUAACUUUUUUCUAAGACCAGAUUUUGUCUCCUUAAUAAUGUCACUGUUUAGUCAAACACAUUGCAUGUGGAAGAGUCUUGGUUUCAAACAUGUUAAGUUCCUCAAAGUACAUCAGCACCAUUAGAAAUUUAAAGAGAACAGCCAAGUGGAAAGUAUGAGGGUAAUUAAUAACAAUAAUUAGCGUUUAAAGCUAAUUUUUUGUUAGCAAGAUUUUGAUCUCACUAUUGUCUUGUUGUCUUGAUCUUUGUCUGAUUAGGGGCUGACAAUUCCAAUCAAUAAUGCCAAACCAAACCGAAAUCUGUCCUUCACCAAACGUGUUCCUAUUGGGUAGGUAUUGAGUUGUAUGCUUCUUGGUCAUAAACACCCAUAGACUAUUCUCAGCUAAGGUGACUGGAAAAUAUUUUUAAUAGACUUUUUCAGUACGUAUCCUUAAUGGCCAAUGCUACUUGACUAAAAGGUUACCAUAGCAACCUUCUUCUACUCUGGUAAAUUAAAGAUGCCCUUAAUAAUGUAUUAAUUAAAUCUAUCUUUUGAUGCUUGAUUCCCAAUACUAUGGAAAUAUGUAAUCAGCAUGUUAUAAUAAUUAUGAUACAGCAGGGCUAAAAAUUGGUCACCUGACCAGUCUGAUCUGCAAAUAGGCCAGGGUGACUAAAAGUUGAGGUUUGAUCACCUGAUAUAUGCCACUACAAUACAAAAGCAUUGCCAUAUUGUCGAGUAUAGAGUAAUCAAUUUUACAUAAGUAGUUUUAUUUACCUUUUUGGGUUCUUUUCUUUAGCUUCAAAAUUUUGUGAAUAUCAAGUUCUGAAGUGAAAAAUUCUAUAAGCAGUUCACAAGUACAUGUAUUAGUCCAAUCAAUCCACACUGAUUAUGCCAUUUUGAUGUUCUUGUCACUUGACUCUAAACUCAGGUUAUUUGAGCUCAGUAUAACAGUAGUUAUAAUAAACAAGACAUCAAGGGUCACUAUUAUUUUGGCCUGGGCCACUAGCUAAGAAUUUAAGAAGACCUGCCUCUAUUGGCCACCAAGCACUGGGGCCCCAAUAUCCACAUACAAAUUCUCCGGACUGAUUUCCAUAAAUUUCCUUAAAGGCUAACUUUAGAGAACUGAUAAGAGAUCAGAGCAUAUCCCUGAUCAUUUUAUUAACUCUCAUACCCAUUUCCCUUGAAAAACUAUGUGCUGAUAUUACUACGUGAAAAAUCAUGUUGGUCUCUUGAGACUUGAGGGUUGAUUUUUAGCCUUGGUACAGUACUUUCCCUUGAAAAUUUGCUAUUGCCCUUUUCCACAUUGCUUUUUAAGGUUAUAGUUGAUGCUUCACUCUGACUAAUGCCAGAAUGGCUGUGAUCUCUGUGUCGAUGUGGUUGCACUUCCUUCUCCACACAUGGCAUGUUUGCCUUGUAAAAAAGGAAGUAUAUAACAUUUAAGGUACAGUAAUGUUCAUUUGUACAUUGGGGCAAAUAAAAUUCUGGUUCGAGACAUUCCUCUAUUUACGACACCUCCAUACAAAAAUUUCGUUAUUUGCAAUAGUUUCCUUGGUCCCACAGACAAGAAACAUUCGUAUAAUUCUUACCUCCAAAAUGCUAUUACCUUGGAAGUACAGACACUUUGGUGUCCUUGUUUAAGGGGUGUCACUGUACUGUAUUUUUUAUGAAUAAUUCAUAGUUUUGCCAUUCAAGUUUGACUACAAAUUGCCAAAGACCAGAAAAAGUAUAAAAUAUCUUUAAAUUUUCUUCUUUGUUUGAAGGUGAAGGUGUCUUGUUUUCUGUUUUGUGGUUGUUCUUCCUUCUCCACUCACGGUAACUUGUUGUUGUUGUGAUAAAAAGGAAGUUGUUAAUUAUUAAUUAAUUAGUUAAUAUUUCCAUUUGGGCAUCAUUAUCAUCAUCAUGGCCAUCAUUGACAUCACAAUAAUAAUAAUUAUUAUUAUAAUCAUCAUCAUCACCAUCAUUGCCAUCACAAUAAUAAUAAUAAUAAUUAUUAUUAUAAUCAUCAUCAUCAUCACCAUCAUUGCCAUCACAAUAAUAAUAAUAAUUAUUAUUAUAAUCAUCAUCAUCAUCUUUGUUAUCAUUUUCACGCAGGGUAAUGUUUUUUCCUGGGCUAUGGGUAGAUGCAGGAACAUCACUCGUUACAACAGGGGGGUCCACACACAUUCUUAUAACUAAUAGGGUUUGCAUAGCGUUUGAUUUGCAAUUAAUUACUUCCUGAUUGCACUUUUCAACCACUAACCACUGAUCUUCAGCAGGUGAUGGUAUCAGCCGUGUAGGUUUGAUGUGAGCACACUCAUUAAUUUCCACACAUAAACUUCGUGGACUUGUAUAUUCAGUGGCGAAUAUUCCAAUAAUAUUUCCAACCAUUUAGUUCGCUAAAAAGAGUUUAAGAAUUGAUGGUGUAUUUGGGGGGAGGGGGCAGGACUGCCUUCUCCCCCUCCCCCAUCCCCAAUAAGCCAGUGUUGGCAGGAAGCAGGUCAAAGGGUAGGAUGAGAAGGAUCAUUUUUUUAAACUUUUGCUUAAUUAUAUGAUUUUUGUACUUAACAAUUAUGAAUAUGAUUUUUGUAGUGUUUGUGGUCUGAUUGUGCCAUGGAACUAUCCACUGAUGAUGUUAGCGUGGAAGAUCUCCCCUCUGUUAGCUGCUGGAAAUACAGUGGUUCUCAAACCAGCCCAGGUAAAUGUUAUUAAUGGUACACAAUUUGUUUCUCCACACACAAGACUGUAGUGAUUUGUGUGAGCCACUUUUUGUGCUUUGUUCUUGAGACUUUCGAACAAAAGAGAGACUGUUUGCAGCCUAGUUGAGGCUCUAAUUAGUGGUGUGUUGUUGGAAACAUAGUGUUUGAAUGUUGUUAUCUGUUUUCCCUUUGAUCUCAAGGUAACACCUCUGACUGCCCUCAAAUUUGCUGAGCUCUCUGCUAAAGCUGGAUUCCCCAAAGGUGUCAUCAACAUCUUACCAGGAUCAGGUAAACUAAAAAACUCCAUGCUGUAAAAAAUGUGCCUUACUUGACCAAAGACCUUUAUUUUUUAGUAGUUUUUAUGCGAGUAGGCUCAAAUUUUUAUACUGUCUAGGCAAAGUGCUCUGAAGGUUUGAAAUCCAGGGUGUUCAGCAUAUGAUUUUUAUGUCCCUACUUGCCCAAAAGUUAGCAAAGCAUAAGAGGCCACCAGGUGAUACUACAGCACAUAAUAUUGUUGUGUAACAAACCUAGCUGCUUCUCAGCUUAAUGUUGGGCUAAGGUCUCUGUGUUAAAUCUUUAGGGUGUGGAACCUCUGUUAGGAAGAAUUCGAAUUUCGAGAGCCAGCAGUAACAAGUUUGCAUGUCUUCCGUGUUUUCAGGGUCUGUUGUUGGCAACAGUAUCUGUGCACAUCCUGAUGUGAGAAAAGUUGGUUUUACUGGGUCAACAGAGACUGGAAAAUCUAUCAUGGAAAGGUAAAUUUCAUCCAUUUUUUGGUUACAGUACUUUGUUUCAAGUUUUUCUUGCUGAUGACUAAUUGGUACAUCAACAACUACCACUUCUGAAAUUGUGGGAACCACACCAGCCACAGAUAUCCUUCACAUUAGUGAGUUUUUAUUUCAUCUUUUGUAGUGGCUUCUUUAACUAAAUAAAUGAAAGCAGUUACGAUUAAAAUUUUUUCAGCUACAUGUACAAGCCCAGGAAAUUCUCCCACAAAAUCAAAGAAAAACUUAAGCUAGAAAUUUUGGCUUAAAGCUAUAAUUAUAGAAAGGUGACACAGAUAUCAAUGUGAGAAAGUGACAUCAGUUUUUCUUUUCAUGUACAGUUGUGCUGUCAGCAACUUGAAGAAGUGCUCUUUGGAACUGGGUGGUAAAUCCCCACUGAUUAUUUUCCAUGAUUGUGACAUGGAUAGAGCUGUGAGACAGGUUAGAACAUGAUACUGCAUGCUCAUAAGACCACCCCAAGGGGGUGGGCUUGAAUCCCAUAUAAAAAAAAGUGGGGAUGUUCCUUAAAAAUUCGACUUUAACAAGUGGAAGAGACCAACCUGGGUGUGGCUUAUAAGGCUUUUUUGACCCCUACAAGAUACCAUUGUAAUUAACAAACAGGCAAAUCCUGUAAGAGCUACAGCUGUAAGGUGGUAGUUGCAAUAAUAAUUUAUCACUUAAUGCUUUCUCUCUGCUGUUCCUUUUCUGCUUUCCUUGUAGCACAACCCUUAGUGAUACAUUUUGAGAAUGGUUGGGUAAAAAUCCCGAAAAGGUAAUAAUGGGAUAUGUUAUACUGUUUGACACUUGUUUCUUUUCUUGACCACCUCACAGACAAAUGGAGACCUUUGAAAAACAGUGAACUCAAAACCAUUAGCAAUUUACUUUAGACAACCCCGAAAUAGCUGCAUACUGUUGUUUCAUUCUGACCACCUAAAAUGAGACCAAAAUCAGCAAUUUACAGCUCUAGGCAAGACCACAAGAAGUGCAUGGAAUAAGUCGUUAGAAAGUGACGCUUGACGUAAUGUUAAAUUCUCCUUUUGAUUAUAAAGUUUACACAAGGCAAUUUGAAAGGAGAAUCUCUGAGCAAAUUAUCAAAAGUCACUGUCACAUAGGGCUUUUUUCACACACCCCCUAUUUAUUUAUUUAUUUCUCUCACUAUUAUUUUGGAAGUCUCCCUAGACCAUCACCUGGCCUGUGGGUUAGCUUAUGUAUUCAUUCCAUGUUUGUGUGUGUAUCUGGCAGGGAAUGAUGGCCUGUAUGUUCAAUAAAGGAGAAAAUUGUAUCGCUGCUGGUCGACUUUUUGUUGAAGCAUCAAUUCAUGACGAGUUUGUGCACAGAGUGGUGAGUCUAAUCAGAAUGAUAGGGUCUGAAUUAUUGCAUUAUAGGAGUGCAGUGGCAAAAACACUCACCUAGCCACCAAUGUGGGUCAGGUUCAAAUCCUGCCAGGAAUUAAACAGGUUGGGCGUGGCAUCAACACCCUAUGUGGGUUGAGCUUGUUGUUGAUGUAACUCUCUUCUGUUUAAGAGGUUCCAGAGGUACUCUGGUUUACCCUUCUUGUCAAAAACCAACCCUUACCCUUCUUGUCAAAAACCAACCUUGGAAAUCUGAAAUCUCAUAUGUCGCCAAUAAAGUUUCUAAAUGCACAGGAAUUAUUCGUAAAUCCAGUUUCUAUUUAUCCACGAAAACCUUACGAACACUAUAUUUUUCUCUAGUCUAUCCAUACCUUUUUUGACUGCAACUUAGUUUGGGCCUCUACUUACAGAACUAACCUUAUUCGUCUUGAGAUUUUACAGAAACGAGUGAUCAGAACUAUAGCUAAAACCACUUUCGAUGCACAUACUGAUCCAAUCUUUCAAAAUCUUGGUAUCUUAAAAUUUCAUGAUAUAUACUUAAUACAACUAGGCUUAUUCAUGUACUCCUAUCAAAACCAUACUCUACCUUUUAAAAUUUCAUUGUAAAUUUACCUUACAAAGUCAAAUUCAUUCGUGAUAAUACAAGAAACUCGUGUAAAUUUAGGUCUGCCUUUCUGUGUCGUACUCGAACCAAGCAAUUUUCCGUUUUUUAUCAAGGACCUAAAUUUUACAACACCUUAAACACCAACAUCAUCAACGCUUCCUCACCUUUCUCCUUUAAAAGAGCACUUAAGGCAUUUAUUUGUAAUAAUUAUUAGUAUACUUCAACAAAAAUCUUGGGAAAAAGCCUUUUAAUAUUACAUUCUGGAAAGUGUGUGCUACAAUACAUGUUUAGACAGUGACACUUAGUGGACCACAUGUUCAUCAGUUCGGAAACUGUCAAAUGCCACCCUCCCUGAAAAAAGUUAGUUGGCUUUUUUGUUUAAUUUAGCUGCCCUUUUUGCUUCUGGCUCCUCAAUUCUGAAUAACUCACAAGGUACUGAUAUUAGGUGGGUUAUUGCUUUGUUGUACUCUAGAUAUACUGCCUAUUCUUAUCAUUUCUGGCCUAGUUAUUUAAAAUAAUCAUGUAUAAUUAAUUAAUAAUCAAUAAUUAUUGUUUUUUGUAAUUUUGAUUAUAGGUUGAGGAAAUUAAGAAGUUGAAAAUUGGAGAUCCUCUCGAUCGUUCCACUGAUCAUGGACCUCAGAAUCACAAGUAAGUUGUUUUUCUAGAAACAAAUAUUAUUUUUUCCCAUGAACUGUCUGUGAGUGCAGUGGUUGUAGACCUUUAAUGAUGACACCAACUAGGUUUUAGUGUUGCUUACACCCAAGUAGCUUUGUGUUACAUCUCAAGAGAAAAGAUAUAGAUACCACCUACAUUUCUUAUGAAGCCAUCUUUUACCUUUCAUUAAACUUCUGCAGAGCUCAUCUUGAUUCACUUUUGGAGUUUGUCCACAAAGGAGUUGCUGAAGGAGCCAAGUUAGUUUAUGGCGGCAAGCAAAUUGACAGACCAGGUGAGUGGAGUGCUAUACAUGUAGCAGACUUUGUAUGUACAUUCCUUUUUACCUCACAAGGUAGCUAUUCAAGGCACCUUACAUGUAGUAUCCAUCGAGUGUUUUUCCUUCAUCACGGCUGUCAAUAAGGGCCCGCCUAUGUACAGAUCCCCCCUCCCCUCAGUAAAAAUUGGGAGGGGAGGGAGGGGGUCUGUACACAGGCUACUAAGGGCCAGGAGGCUGGGGAUUUCCCCCAAAUGCUAUGAGCAGAACCCCUGACUACUUUUUUCAGUGAAAAAGAAAAGGAGAAUAACAGCAAAAGGAAUUUCUGUUAUAGCUGUUCAUUUCCCUAUCUACACUGUACUAAUUUACUGAUACCCAAUAACUUGAAAUCCCAGCAACAGCCCUGCAUCAUGGUUAAUGUUACUUGAUUUUACAGGUUUCUUUUUUGAGCCGACGGUUUUCACAGAUGUUCAAGAUGGCACUUUCCUAGCUUCAGAGGAGUCAUUUGGUCCAAUCAUGAUCAUCUCUAAAUUUGAAGAUGGGUAAGUAUGUUAAGCAAAGCAUUGGUUGUAAUGCAGACCCUGUAGCUAAAAGGUUAUGUUUCAUGAUUUUUUAAUUAAAUUAUUAAAUGUACAGUCAACUACCUCUAAGACGGACACCUUUUGGACCGGCAAUAAGUGUCCGUCUUAGAGAGAUGUCCGUCUUAUAGAGAGUCAAAUACAGGGAGUAAAGAAAGGCAGGGACCAACUCUAGGUGUCCAUUUUAGGGAGGUGUCCGUCUUAUACAGGUGUCCGUUAAGAGAGGGUCGACUGUGAAACCAAAAAGUAAAAGUAAACCCAACCAGAGUGCAUACCCUACCUAAUCUUUUAUAAUUUUUAUUCAUAUAAAGUAUUAAUUUAUUGAAUUUGUAAUGAUCAUUUUUUUUUCAGUGACAUUGAUGGUGUUUUGAAGAGUGCUAAUGGAACAGAGUAUGGUCUUGCUUCUGGGGUAUUUACAAAGGAUUUAAGCAAGGUUUGGUUUAAUUUUUUCAAAGCAUCUAUUUGUGUUCAGUUAUUAUACUACUCAUUCCUUGUAAAGAAAGACAUGUGCAGUGGAAUAUUUCGUAACAUACACUCUUGUAAAUGGACAGCUUUACUUACAGCUGGCUGCCUUCACAAGACCCCGUUUAUCUCAACUCCCAUACAAACUCUGUAUUUUUACAUUCUCCUAAGUGGCCAGCUCCAGUUACAGACACCAUUAUCAUGUCCUGAGCCCUAAGGUUGUUUACUCACCAGAGCCUCCAAUGUACCUCUAACUUAUAAAAUCUUUUUCCAGUUUGGUCAUCAUAGGUAAAAAAAUAAUGAAAAUAAUAUUAAUUGAAUGAUAAUUAUUGUUACCGACAAUAUUUUUGAAAACAGCUUUUAUGCACUGUGAUGCUUGCACUUCAGUUACAUUAUUGUAGCUAUGGCAGUAAAUUAUUUUAUUUAAUUUACUUCAUUUACGCUAGUCACUGAUUCGUUGUUUUCUUUCCAGGCUUUACGAGUAGCUGACGGUUUGGAUGCAGGAACUUGCUUUGUCAACACCUACAACAAGACUGAUGUAGCUGCUCCAUUUGGAGGCUUUAAGCAGUCUGGAUUUGGAAAAGAUUUAGGUAGGCUGGUUUCUGUUAUGGAGCUGAUGGAACCUAGAGAAAGUUAAGGCAGUGGCUUUGCUGCACAUGCAUGCAUAUUUUAUUCUUGGUUGUGUCUUCAGCUCUUUUUUAAAAGUGUUUAAAAUGUUAUACUACUACGUGAGAAAUUUCUGCAAUUUGAUUGGCUUAGAGUAGUGGACAGUAUUUCAGCUUAAUUUGAAAUUCCUACAUGUGAAAAUUACAAAACUUUUGUGGGCAGAAGUAUAAAAAAAUAACAGCAUGCUUUGUAUGGGAUAUUUGGCAUAAAUAUCACUCAUUAUAUUUCAAAAUAAAUUGUCUCAAAUUUCACUCGCCUAAUGGCUCCUGAAAUUACAUAUAGCAAUUUUGAAAUAUCGCUCGUGGUAUUUGUGCCAAAUAUCACUACAAAAUUAAUCAUGCUAUUACCAAUACAAAUUAAAUCUAAACCAAGGAUAAAAUUGAACCACAACACAAAAAAAAUUAUAAAUCACUUUAGUGGGUGUGUUUCUAAAGACGUCUUGUACUGGUCAACAGUUCUUACUAUGUGUAAGCAUGGAGUGGGAUGACUGUACCGACCAUUUCUUUAUGUAUGAGGAAAAGUGGGUUAUCUGUGCAGAUCAGUUCUCUUGGGGCACGGUCAUCUUGUGGUUAGUUUAGAUUGUGUUUGGUGAUUAAAGUUCUUGCGGGGUUUAUCCCUGGCCAUGCAAUCACAUUCUUAUCUCAGAUGAGGUCCUUUCUCUACCAUGUUGUUUCAUACACAUAAUGGCCACAUUGCCCCUCUGAUCAACUCAAGUGUGUGAAUGGACACAGUACAUGUGUUUUGACUCUUAUGGUCAAGAAAUUUACUACACAGUCUCCCUCCACCCUGAUGCAAAAUGGAUAAAUAACAAUUUAGUGCUCACAGUUAAAAUAUAGUGAGAGUUGGGUCAUAAAAUUAUAGCUAAGUGACAUUUGUCUCAUAAUUCAUUCACUCAUUUAUCCAUUCAUUGCCAAAAUAGUAUACUUUUAGCUAUAAUGGUAAUUAUUUGCAUGCUUCCAAAUUAUGUCACAAAAAUUUCACAGAACUGUGUUGAUAUUUUUCAUUUUAGGGGAGGAGGCACUCAAUGAAUAUCUGAAGACCAAAGUUACUACUGUUGAAUAUUAA